GUGGUUUGAAAAGUGUCCAAAGUUGUUCUUGGAGAGGUUUUACAAGAAUGUAGCAGUCCAGAGCGACCAUGGCCCAGUUCCAACACUCCAGGGUGGAUUGUAUCCUCACUUAUUUGGGUCUGGUCUUCCUGGUGUCGGACAUUUGCUUGGACGUUGGAACCGCCGUGACUUUCUACCAGGAAGAGGACUAUGUGUGCCUGGGACUGCUGCUUGUUUUCCUCCUGGGCUCGUCCGUGCUGGUGCAGGUCUUCAGCUGGCUGUGGUACACCUACGAGCCCCUGGAGAGGGCCACUAUGGUGGAGAGUCGGAUCAGUCCCUCGCAACUCAAGAUCCUGCACGUGUUCCAGCUGGGGACUUACUUCAGACAUGCAAGUGUGAUGGAGGUGACCUCCUGCAGCUGCAUCAACAACAUCCAGGAAGCUGAAGGUCACGCGGUCUACUUAACUCACGACCUCAGCAUGCUGCGUCUCAUCGAGACUUUCUCCGAGAGCGCCCCCCAACUCACCCUCAUGCUCACCAUCAUGCUGAGGCGGGGGCAGCUGGACCCCCUCACAGUGACGAAGGCGCUGGGCUCGGCGUCCGCCAUGGCCCUGAGCGUGACCAUGUACCACCGCUGUCUGCGCUCCUUCCUGUGCGACAAACACAAGCAGCGCCCGCUCUCCUCGCUGGUCUUCUUCCUCUGGAACCUGGUCCUCAUCUCCUCGCGGCUGGCCGCCCUCGCCCUCUUCGCCUCCGCCCUCCCUUGCUUCAUCUUCGCCCACUUCCUGUGCUCCUGGCUGCUCAUGUUCUUCUGCGCCUGGCGCUGCCAGACGGACUUCAUGGACAGCCCGGGCGGGGAGUGGCUCUACCGGGCCACCGUGGGCCUCAUCUGGUACUUCGACUGGUUCAGUGUGGCGGACGGGAGGACGAGGAACAAGACUCUGCUCUACCACAGCUUCAUCCUGGUAGACAUGCUCGUCCUGUGCGGCAGCUGGUGCUGGAGGGCCCGAGCACACAUGUCCUUCCUGCACGCCGGCCUGCUUGCUGUCGCCGUCGUUGCACUUUAUAUACUCGGCCUGGUCCUCAAAGUCCUCUACUACAAGUUCUUCCACCCCAACCUCAACAAGGAGGAACUGAAAGGAGGCGACAAAGAGGUAGAGCUGGACGGCGGCGUUGUUUUAGUCAUGGAUCGUAGCGCGGCGGAGGACGUGACUGACGGCGGGAGGACGCCACAUGUGCAACUUUACAACAAAAGGAUGAGGAAGCUGGCGGGGAAUUUCUACUCCUGACGAGAUCACUUGACGCGCACGCGGAGGACGAGUCGCGCAUGUCGUGACCAUGAACAGGAACUACCUAAUACAGGGGUCGGCAACCCAAAAUGUUGAAAGAGCCAUAUUGGAGCAAAAAUACAAAAACAAAUCUGUCUGGAGCCGCAACAAAUUAGAAGCCAUAUUACAUACAGAUAGUGUGUCAUGAGAUAUAAAUUGAAUUAAGAUGACUUAAAGGAAACUAAAUGAGCUCAAAUAUAGCUACAAAUGAGGCAUAAUGAUGCAAUAUGUACAUAUAGCUAGCCUAAAUAGCAUGUUAGCAUCGAUUAGCUUGCAGUCAUGCAGUGACCAAAUAUGUCUGGUUAGCACUCCACACAAGUCAAUAACAUCAACAAAACUCACCUUUGUGCAUUCACGCACAGCGUUAAAAGUGUGGUGGACAAAAUGAGACAGAAAAAAAAGUGGCAUAAAACACGUCCUAGAACAGGGGUCGGCAACCCAAAAUGUUGAAAGAGCCAUAUUGGAGCAAAAAUACAAAAACAAAUCUGUCUGGAGCCGCAACAAAUUAGAAGCCAUAUUACAUACAGAUAGUGUGUCAUGAGAUAUAAAUUGAAUUAAGAUGACUUAAAGGAAACUAAAUGACCUCAAAUAUAGCUACAAAUGAGGCAUAAUGAUGCAAUAUGUACAUAUAGCUAGCCUAAAUAGCAUGUUAGCAUUGAUUAGCUUGCGGUCAUGCAGUGACCAAAUAUGUCUGGUUAGCACUCCACACAAGUCAAUAACAUCAACAAAACUCACCUUUGUGCAUUCACGCACAGCGUUAAAAGUGUGGUGGACAAAAUGAGACAGAAAAAAAAGUGGCAUAAAACACGUCCUAGAAAGUCGGAGAAAGUUAUACAUGGAAACAAACUAAGGUGAGUUCAAGGACCGCCAAAAUUAGUAGGACAAAACGGCGCUUGCCAAAUACUCGAAUCAGUGAAGCAUGUUUAAUAUAAACAGUGUCAUUUAUAACAAUUAGGGAGGUUUGUGUCAUGUUUGUCCUCAUACAGAAACCAUAUUAAAACAAAAAAAAAAAUGUUUUUUUUCCCCUCAUCUUUUUCCAUUUUUCAUACAUUUUUGAAAAAGCUUCAGAGAGCCACUAGGGCGGCUCUAGAGCCGCAUGCGGCUCUAGAGCCGCGGGUUGCCGACCCCUGACCUAAUACAAACCCCGUUUCCAUAUGAGUUGGGAAAUUGUGUUGGAUGUAAAUAUAAACGGAAUACAAUGAUUUGCAAAUCCUUUUCAAGCCAUAUUCAAUUGAAUGCACUACAAAGACAACAUAUUUGAUGUUCAAACUCAUAAACUUUAUUACUGGUAUGUUACGUUAACAUACCAGGCACGUUCUCACUUGGUUAUUUAUGCCUCAUAUAACGUACACUUAUUCAGCCUGUUGUUCACUAUUCUUUAUUUAUUUUAAAUUGCCUUUCAAAUGUCUAUUCUUGGUGUUGGCUUUUAUCAAAUACAUUUCCCCCAAAAAAUGCGACUUAUACUCCAGUGCGACUUAUAUAUGUUUUUUCCCCUUCUUUAUUAUGCAUUUAUACUCCGAAAAAUACGGUAGUUGCAAAUCGUGGCUUUAUUGAGUUCUUGCACACAGCCAAUCCAACAAAACCGUUCCCUCACCUCGCUCGCCCACACACUCACCUCACAUGCUGUCACAUAUUAAAGGGCCACACACACACAUACGCUACUCUCAUAACACAUGCUAACUAGGGAUGUCCGAUAAUGGCUUUUUUGCCGAUAUCAGAUAUUCCGAUAUUGUCCAACUCUUAAUUACCGAUACCGAUAUCAACCGAUACCGAUAUAUACAGUCGUGGAAUUAACACAUUAUUAUGCCUAAUUUGGACAACCAGGUAUGGUAAAGAUAAGGUCCUUUUUAAAAAAAUUAAUUAAAUAAAAUAAGAUAAAUAAAUUAAAAACAAUUUCUUGAAUAAAAAAGAAAGUAAAACAAUAUAAAAACAGUUACAUAGAAACUAGUAAUUCAUGAAAAUUAGUGAAAUUAAGUGUUAAAUAGGGAUGUCCGAUAAUGGCUUUUUGCCGAUAUUCCGAUAUAGUCCAACUCUUUAAUUACCGAUACCGAUAUCAACCGAUACCGAUAUAUGCAGUCGUGGAAUUAACACAUUAUUAUGGCUAAUUUGG
Messenger RNA from Entelurus aequoreus (snake pipefish), 3417 nucleotides. RefSeq names its product XK-related protein 8-like. NCBI's taxonomy places the organism in Eukaryota, Metazoa, Chordata, Actinopteri, Syngnathiformes, Syngnathidae. Bases 69 to 1268 code for a protein of 399 amino acids. Gene Ontology annotation, cellular component: plasma membrane. The transcript is spliced from 3 exons. The record is from RefSeq and is a predicted model, not a curated record. Gene Ontology annotation, biological process: phosphatidylserine exposure on apoptotic cell surface; apoptotic process involved in development; engulfment of apoptotic cell.